AUGACUCCUCCCAAGCUGGAAUGUCUCGUCCGCGCCAAAGAAUUCCUCGCGCGCCUGCAGCGGAGACCAAGCUCCCAGUCUCUGCCCAUCCUCCGCCUGCCGCCGUACCGCAUCAUCGACUUGUGGUACACCAACCCCAUGGAGGUGGCCCCUCUCCUCAUCAUCAAAGUUCGCUACCGCGGCCGGCGAUUCACCAUCAUCGUUGACCCGGACAAAUUCGAGGGGUCGCCGGCGCGAGAGCUUGAAUUUCGCCGAUUCUCUUCGCCUCCGGCAACGUCUGCUCAUGCGAGCAAGGCGCGGACAACAACUUGGAGUCGCUACGGGCUUGAGAUCUGGGAGUGCAACCUCUACGCCAAGGACGAGCGCCUCCUGCCCGACCUCACACCGCUGCGCUUCUGGACGCUAUUCGGCAUCGCGCAGAGCUGCCGCGGCCUCGCGGCCGGCCUGCUCUUCUACCACGUGCCCGCGGGGAUGCCGCUGCGCGAAGCGCUGGCGUGCUGCGACGAGGACGACGAGGACGAGCUGGCGGCGUGGGCUGGGGCGAUUGCGGCGACCGUCGAGGCGCUGCAUGCGCGGGGCGCGGUCUGGGGCAACGCCGUCGAGGACAACAUCGUGGUGGAUGAGGACGGCGAGGUUUGGCUGACGGAGCACGAGGAGCUGUGGGUGGACCAGGCUAGCGACACGGAGAUGGAGAGGGAUUGGAAUAUUGUCAGGCUGAUCCAGGAGCGCAUCGAGGGGGUGCGGGCUGCGAUCGGUGAAGACGGGUAA
Molecule: messenger RNA, 768 nt
Organism: Akanthomyces muscarius
Lineage: Eukaryota; Fungi; Ascomycota; Sordariomycetes; Hypocreales; Cordycipitaceae
Exons: 2
Coding region: 1-768 (255 amino acids)
Source: RefSeq, a predicted model, not a curated record